Molecule: messenger RNA, 1625 nt
Organism: Zea mays
Lineage: Eukaryota; Viridiplantae; Streptophyta; Magnoliopsida; Poales; Poaceae
Exons: 4
Coding region: 224-1225 (333 amino acids)
Biological process (GO): carbohydrate transport
Cellular component (GO): membrane
Molecular function (GO): sugar transmembrane transporter activity
Source: RefSeq, marked validated
GAGAGAGCUAGCUCCCUCCUCCUCCUCAGGUAGCGAGCGAGCGAGCUCCUCUGCCCCUCUGCACACCUGGCCUCCCCUUCUCCGCUGCAGGACCGCCGUUGACGACUGCUCCACCAGUACUGCGCGCGCCCGCGCUGCCUACCCUUACCUAGCCAGAGCGCGGCGCGCGAGAGGGAGAACGACCAGGAGGGGAGGAGAUCGAUCGAUCGAUCGAUCGAGAUAGAUGGCUUUCCUCAACAUGGAGCAGCAGACCUGGGCCUUCACCUUCGGUAUCCUAGGUAACAUAAUCUCGCUGAUGGUGUUCCUUUCGCCGCUGCCGACGUUCUACCGCGUGUACCGCAAGAAGUCGACGGAGGGGUUCCAGUCGACCCCGUACGUGGUGACGCUGUUCAGCUGCAUGCUGUGGAUCUUCUACGCGCUGCUCAAGUCCGGCGCCGAGCUGCUGGUGACCAUCAACGGCGUCGGGUGCGUGAUCGAGGCGGCGUACCUGGCCGCGUACCUGGUGUACGCGCCCAAGGCCGCCAGGGCGCUGACGGCCAAGAUGCUGCUGGGGCUCAACGUCGGCGUCUUUGGACUCGCCGCGCUCGCCACCAUGGUGGUCUCCAGCGCCGGCCUCCGCGUGCGCGUGCUCGGCUGGAUCUGCGUCAGCGUCGCGCUCAGCGUAUUCGCCGCGCCGCUCAGCAUCAUGCGGCAGGUGGUCCGGACCAAGAGCGUGGAGUUCAUGCCCAUCUCGCUCUCCUUCUUCCUGGUGCUGAGCGCCGUGAUCUGGUUCGCGUACGGCGCGCUGAAGAGGGACGUGUUCGUGGCGUUCCCCAACGUGCUGGGCUUCGUCUUCGGCGUCGCGCAGAUAGCGCUGUACAUGGCGUACAGGAACAAGGAGCCCGCGGCGGUGACGGUGGAGGAGGCGAAGCUGCCGGAGCACGCCAAGGAGGUGGUGGUGGCCGCGGCGGCGGCCGAGGCCAGGGCGAGCUGCGGUGCUGAGGUGCACCCCAUCGACAUCGACAUCGAAGCUACGCCGACGCCGGUGGAGGAGGUGCACGAGCCGCAGGUGGUCGUGGUCGUCGACGUGGACGUGGAGCCUGUCACCUGCGCCGGCGCCGCCGAGGCAGCUGCGGGAGCAGGGGCAGAUGCGUCCGGCGUGGCCGACGGCGGCGUCCCUGGACCCAUGGCGCCGCCGGAGCAGCUGGCGAUCAAGCCCGACAUGGCCAUUUCCGUGGAGGCGUAGGUUGGUUAAAGUGUAAUAGCAGAGUGAGUCGAUAUCGAUCAGUAGUAGAUUUGUCGAGUCAAGGAAGGGGCCUGCUGCUGCUGCUACGCGACAGCAGCGGCCAGAUGUACUGCCUGCAUGCAUGCAGUCCCUCCCGUUGACUCGACCCGUAGAGAAGGGAUGGGAUGGAAGUAGCCGGGUCCUUGGGCGAGUAGCGGCGCCUUGGCACCCACGGGCCAGCCGUACUGGCCUGUGUGAUGAACCGGCGAGAGAGAUGAGAUAAUGUGCGAGCGAGAGAGGGUUGGUUGGGUUGUGGUAGUUGAAGAAGACGGCUAGCUAGCUGCUGCUGCUGGGCUCUCUAUCUGUCUCUAGAUCUGUGUAUGUCUGUGUAAUCGAGGAUUCCCUCACCUUGCAUGCCGCC